Molecule: messenger RNA, 837 nt
Organism: Oncorhynchus keta (chum salmon)
Lineage: Eukaryota; Metazoa; Chordata; Actinopteri; Salmoniformes; Salmonidae
Gene: abrab
Product: actin binding Rho activating protein b
Exons: 3
Coding region: 1-837 (278 amino acids)
Biological process (GO): positive regulation of Rho protein signal transduction; positive regulation of transcription by RNA polymerase II
Cellular component (GO): sarcomere
Molecular function (GO): actin binding
Source: RefSeq, a predicted model, not a curated record
AUGGUGUCCAACCUUACCCAGAGCUGGCAGAAGUGGGUGUCCGAGAUCAAAGACAAGCUGGCCAAGGAGCCUAUCAGCUGGGCUCCUGACCCCCUAAGAGAGCUUUGGGGCGAACCACCAAAGACACCAAGCACCACUAAAUUAGGAACCUGUCAGAAGAAGGUUUGUCCCUGUCAGGAUCCCACUGCUGGCCACCACACACCUGCUGCUCAGAACAACACUUCAGCUACCAAGCAGGAGUCUCAAGACAUCUCUAAACCUGGACAGACAGACAGCACUGGGUCAUCCGGGGAGGCCAUGCAGAGGGAUAGUGACGGCAUCUCACCUAAAGGGGAAGUUGAGUCAUGGGUGAGGGUCAAAAGACCAGCUCAGAGCACAAAGGAGUUGGAUGACGCCAACAGGAUCAACGCUCUCUCAAAGAAGUACAGUGCCGUGGGCAAUCUGAAAAGCCGCUGGCAGAACUGGUCCUCGACGAACACCGUCAACCAGAAGCUCAACCCCUUCAGUGAGGACUUUGACUAUGAAUACUCCAUGUCCCUACGCCUCCACAAAGGCGAGGAGGGUUACGGACGCCCCAAGGAGGACACCAAAACAAACAGCCGAACGUGCCAUGGUGAGAUAGCCGACAUGUGCUAUGUGAUCAGGACCAUGAACGACCCAGAUCCGGACGGCAAGACCCACGUCACAUUCAGAGAACUGUUUGAUAGAUACGUACGUGUCUCUGACAAGGUGGUGGGGAUUCUUCUGAGAGUCAAGAGGCAUGGGAAGGUGGCGUUCGAGGGGGAGAUGCUGUGGCAAGGGCAGGAUGAUGGUGUUAUCAUCACCCUGUCGGUGUGA